UGGCAUUGCAAAAAUUCGCGAGUUACCGACAGGGUAAAGGAGCAACAAAGGUUUUGUACCGCCGACAAGUUGGCCGUGAACGAGACUUUGGCAACAAGGACGGACCUAACACCGCUGCAACAGGCCCUCGUCGCUCGACGGCGCCCUGACUUUAUCGAAUGCUCGACUCAAUGCCCAACUGCCGGAAUCGUCGUUAUUGCCCUGGUUCGGAAGCGGGCGCGGUGCCUUGCGGGCUCGUUUGACUUGGCGGACUGGGCGUUGGUCUCGACGAAGGUAAUAAAUACGAAGGUGAUAGAUACAUGCGCUGGCCUGACACGACCUGACCUUAACCUGGCUAAUGCAACCUUCGAGACCGGGCGGGAGCAAGACGAGGAUCUGGUCGUCGGCAUGAUCGCGCGGCAGAUGCGCAAGGAGCUCUUCUUCGUUCUGUUUUUGCGACGGAUGUCCCUGCGCCUGGACCUGUCCUGGUGCCUGUGUCAGACGCGCAUUGGUCUCGCAAGUCAAGCAUACGCACUAGCUUCUGGCACGCUUCUGCGCAAUACACCGAUCCCAGCUGCAAAUGACGCUUGCGAUGCACCGCUCCGUGAUGCUGCGCGACGACGCGGCGAUGCAUUUACGUCGCAUACGGUAAUACACGAGAUGUUCUCGCUCCCGAGCUUCGGUUUGUUGUUCGCGUCAUACGCCUUCCUGUGCCUGUUGUAACCCAUUCUGGAUGGGGCAAAGUGAGAUGCGAGACUCGGUGCGGCCAGUCUUCCUGAGGCGCAGUCGAAUGGGAGGUGAAAGCGGAGGUGUCCCUGUCGCGCACUUGCGCUACGUCUUCAGCUGCUCUACCGACGGCCAGCGCGGCCUCGAAAAGUCCAUCUGUACGGCCUUGCUCGUCGUCCUGGCCGAGGAGCACAGGGGAUUGCGCGCGCGCGAAGGGUCUUGAGAUUCGGUGUAGAAGGGCAUGCUCGGAAGUUGCAUGAAAGUCCAGAAUACACACGGGUGUGGGUGGUCUUCGUGAGUUGCUCGCAUCGCUGCGUCCUCGAGCACCAGGGUGCGGAACGUCGUGACACGCAGCAAGGCCUCACAUCUGGAUAUCCUGCGACGGCUCUCAGACAAUAGUUGGCAAAGAGUGAGUAUGCGUGCGCACCCGUGUCCCAGUCUCAUGGUGUACUUCCAGCCAACAACCUUUCCGCCUAGCUCGCGCCCCGAAGUGAAUUAUGACGAGUUUGUCCGACUGCCGGAACACGGCGAUAAGCUCUGAAGAUCUGAAGUCAAAGG
Messenger RNA from Phanerochaete carnosa HHB-10118-sp, 1263 nucleotides. RefSeq lists its product as uncharacterized. Bases 442 to 702 code for a protein of 86 amino acids. Lineage: Eukaryota; Fungi; Basidiomycota; Agaricomycetes; Polyporales; Phanerochaetaceae. The transcript has a single exon. The record is from RefSeq and is a predicted model, not a curated record.